GCUAGCAACGAUGGUAGUCAAGCGUCGUCGUUGACCCUCGAGAAAUCGAAGCUACCGAAUUUCAAGACUUUUCGUUUUUGACCAUUGGAAAAAUAACCGAGGCAUAUAUUUAUAUACACGAGAUACGUAUACUUAUCGUUCUAGUAAGUAGAAAACUUUAAUGAUGGGUGCAUCAAGUAGUAGUAACGGUAUUCGUCCGCCGACUCCGAUCUCCACGAGCGAACGUGCGGCGGAAACGUUUUCGGAGGACGCUCAUCCCACAAACGAUAGGAGACAAAAAUCGUAUAUCUAUAAGAAAGAGGAUCAGCCGCGAUCGCAGGGUCCAAGCUCAUACCCAACCUUGAGAACGGGCGAAUUCUGGAAUCAAAGACCAACGGCACCCAGUCUGUCAAACGUGUUACCUCCUAAACGCGAGACCUUGUUAACAUACGCCACGCAAAUGACAGGCUGGCAGUCCGCCGACAGUCGCGAUUCUUCGGUGCUUCAACACAGCAACGAAGUCAUGGAGCUUUCACGAAUCAUUUCGCAAUUAGCUAUGGCUAAUCAUCAAUUAGCCAGCGCGCACAAUACCGUGUUGGCGCGUAUGGAAGUAUUGUACUUAGAGCUGUCAAAGGACAAGGAGGACCAAAAACGAAGGAUUUCGACGGAGGCUCUGGAAAUUCGCGACGACAUUCUGCGGAAAAGAAUGCGGAACGCCGAAGAGAGCGAAGAAACGCACAAAUUAGAGCAGCGUGUCGUUAGUCUGGAAAGAUUGCUGGCGACGAGUUCCGUUGGACAGUAUAAACAAAAAGGUCAAGAGGAUAACAAACCGCGUUCUAGAAUCGAGAGAUUUGAGAAUUCUUCGAUGACACGAGAUACAAACAACAGUCGUUCGAGAUCCGCGGAAUUGUGUUGUGAAUCGUCGCAGCAACGAACGAAUGAUAUCGCGAUUGACACUGUUAGUGAAGUACCUGAAGAUCGCGAGGAGUAUAAAGAUGCGGCGACAGAAGGAACGGAUGUUCACAGAUGCGCUCACUCCGAUGAUUCCGAAUCAAGUGUUCCUAGGAUAGACGAGAGCUCGUGUUCCGCGAGCGUAGAUUUAGACAAAAUGCACAAAAGACGCGCGAGAUUGAGAGACGACGGGCAGGAAAACCUGUACGAAGAGACGGACGAAGAGAUGCUGUCGCGGAAGAUUGUGAUAUUAGAAGCCGAUCGACUACAAUGUCGAAGUAUGAACGAACAACUGCUGUGCAAUUUGGAUGACCAAAAAGAUCUGGUGAAGAAAUUGACCGCAGAUUACGAGGAACUAAAAGCACGAUACGCGACGGUAGAAGCUGAUUUUCAUGAGCACGAACAACAGUACGACAAUAUGUCGAGGCAUUUGUACAUGGCGAAAAUGGAAAUCACGAACUUGAUGGAAAGAAAUAGUGUCCUUCAAUCGGAAAAAGACACUGCCGAUGCGAGAAUUUCGACACUGGAAAAGGAUCUGCAAAAAUCGUUGCUCGAGAAAGAGGAGAUCAGAAACGCGGAAAGUGAGAAGGCGUCAAAGCUGCAAGCACAAUUGUCCGAAGAGGUUUCGGACAAAAAGAAGCAAAUUAAGGCUUUCGAGGACGCUUUGCAGGAGAUUCAAAGACUGAAGGAAACUAUCAAGACUGAAAAAGGAAACGAGAACGACGUUGCUUCGAAAGAGGAUAUCGAUGUUGUCGACUCGAUAGACGAAGAAUCGGAGAAUGCAUUGACUGCAGAUCGUGCCGCUACCAAUAUAGAGGAGUUUAAAAAGGAAUUAUCGUUGAAGAGGGAAGCUAGGCACAGAGCAAUCGCGGCUGUCUCGUCCGAGAUGGAGAGACUUCGAAAAGAAUUGGACGCCGAAAAGGAAGCUCAUUCCGAGACGUCGAACGUGCUGGCUCUUUUGCGUUCCGCUCGCAGCGACUCGCAGGAUCUCGAUCUCGCGAGUGGCAAUUCGAAGUCCACGUCGAGAGAACAAGAAGCGCGCGAGCGCGCGGAUGAAAACGAGAAAGAGCUGAGACGCGCAGAAGCGCUGCGAUUAACGAACACGCUGAAGGUGUCCGACGAGUUAAGGAAUGACGUGCGAUACCAAAUCGAGAAGGUGGACGACCUUCGUUACCAUCUAGAGACCGAUCCGGAGCGUCACCGGCGCCGUAUUCAGUGCUUGGCGGAAGUGUCGAGCAAGUCACGCGAGUCUCUCGUUGCGCGAGAACGGCGGACUAAUGAGCUAAAGAAUUAUCUGGCGCAAGUGCUAGUCAGAUUAGGCGACAGAAGUUUUCUGGACGUUCGAGACGACGCGGGAGCUGAAUGCAAUCGGCAGCUGGAGAAUAUCAACGCGCUGAAAGCUCUGUACAACGAGAGACUGCGAGUUUUGACCGAGCUGAAAGAUUCGGCGAUUAAAGAGCUGACGGACGUGAAGCAAAAGCUGGAAUACACCCUAAAGAAAUCCGAAAACUUGGAGGAGGAACUGAAGAAAGCCGAAGAAAAGGUCGACGCGCAAGACUCGGAAAUUACGAAUCUGGAAUCUCAACUGGGAUUAACCAAGGCGGAUUGCAGAGAUCUUCAAAAUCAGAUGUCUCUCAUCAACGGAUUGUUCACGCAGAUGCUGCUCGGAGCUUCCUCCGCGGAUAUGGAUCUUGAUCGGUUAACUCAACUAUUGCAGGAAAAUCAUGAUCUCAUUAGUGACAUAGCCAGAGAAGAAAGUACCGAGGCAGCGGCUCUUCCUAAACUUCUUUUAGACUUAGUUGAGCAAGUCGAAGGUGGUAAAGCGUCGCAGAAGCACGCGAGUGAGGAGAACGACGAAGAGAAUGUUGGCGAAAUUGAUAGAAAGGAAGAUGAUUUGCAAGAGGAAAAUAUCGCUCACAAUUUGCCCAAGGUGUGGCGCGUUUUACUGGAAUUACUUAGUUGCCACGCGGUGACCUCUCCGAGCGUUUCCGUUGCAUCCUGUUCGGAUCCGAACAGCUGUUACAAGUCUGUGGACACUCCGGCCGGUCCAAGAUUAGUGAUAUCCGUCAGCAAAACGUACAUACGUCUGAAGGAAUUGAUUUUGGAAAAGAAACACCUGGAGAAGGAGAUGAAUCGCAUGAAGCAACUGAACACUCAUUUAGAGAGCAAGCUCGGCGAGCAGGAGAAGAGACUUUCGAUGGUGUCGACUGAACUGGCCAAAACGUGGAAUAUCGUCGGCCGAAUGCAAGCGCAGCAUCAGCAAUUGCACACGCACGAGGAAAUACUGCGAUAUGAGCUGCAACAGAAGAGGAAGAUGUUGCAGGAGUUGAAACAAGAGCUAGAAUAUUGCAGAGAAAAAUGGGAAUCGGCCAGACAGAAAAACACGAACACCGAACUGGAGUGGAGAAGCUUACGCCGCGAGUUCGCCGCACGGAAAGCUUUGGCUGCCCACGAUUCUUUUAACAGCGCCGAAAGUGGCUUUAGCGAUGAGAGAGGCGAUGAUUCGGACGAAGAAGAGGAGGCGAUCGAAGGAAGAAUCAGACACGGUCUACGAAGACGGACACGAAAGGAGAGUCCUAGAGCGCCGACACCGGACACAGAAUCCGAGCAACCGACGGAUACCGAACUGUCAGAAUCGAAGACUGGUUCCUCGGUGACUUUGGAACAACGCACACCUACGCCGGAGACGGAAGCGGAGUUGGACGAGGCAGAAGUCGCGCAUAUCGACUCAGAACCUAUUGAUCCCGUAUCGGAAUCUGCCCCGAGCGUGGAAAAUACGCCGGAAAUUUUAGAUCCUUUGGACCAGGCUCUCACUAACGUCAUACAGAAUCUGAUAAAAAUCGACAAUACAAAAUCAGACGGAAACAUUUCGAUUUUACGGGAGGACUCGAUGACGGAGGAUCCGCGCGAUAAUUCGACUCCCGAAACCGACGGCAAUGUGGAGAACGAUCGCGCGACAAGUUCCAAAACGGAUUUCUGUAACAGAAAUCCAGGACCGACCACCGAGUUUUGGUGUUUGCUGCCUACCGCGAAGACAUUGAAGCGAUCAGCCACGAGCGUCGAUCUGCCUUCGGCGGUGGACAACGGCGAAUUGACUGAAUCGUCGAACGUAGCGUCAACAACUUCGUCCAGGCGACGCGACGACGUUGACGAGAUAACAAAAUCUGAAAGUGUCCUGUCAUUACCCGUUUCUCACGUACCUAUCGUCACGGCUGCGAAUACAACUAGCACGAUGCCCGUCUUUUCCAUCGGGCCCCUUCCAACGCUAACUGUACCGUGUUCGUCCAUAAAGAGCGUGCAAUUCAGCGAUCCCUUGAUCGUGGGCCCGUCUAAUCGAUUUUCCCCAGUGUUCGGCGCGGCAGAAUUGGACAAUUCUACAGAUUCUCUUGUCGCCUCCGUCAUUCGAUCCUCCUCGUCGUCGAGGGAGGAAGAGGAGGCAAUGGAAGGCAAGGAAUCCUCGAAACCGACAGAAAGCGUCAUAGAUUCCGACAGCAUUUCCGUAGAUUCCUCUUCGAGCUUGGACACAGUUCGAGAAUUUCCUACUAUUGAUCGCAGUCCUACGCCUUUAUCUACAUCGGCGUGUAAGGAGAGCGCAACAAGCUCGCCGAGGGAAGCCACGGUUACUUCGGCCAAAUCUCGAACUCCAGAGGAAGUUUUAGCGACGCGUGCCGAUCGAUUAAAACGCUUGGAGGAGCAGGCCGAUUGGCUUAUGAAGAAAAUGAACGCUACGAGCAAACGAGGCGACGCUCUCUGCACGAGAUUGGAGGAGCUUCACGACGUCUACGGCGAACCGCCGGUUCCACCACCUAUGCCGGACAUCUUACCCAGCCGUAGAUUACCGUCCACUCUGUCCGAAUCACCUCGUCAGGUACCUGAAUCAUCGUCCACUGACGGUGCCGAAAAUGCUGAAGACGAAAGCUCGCAUGUGGCGAGAAACGAUGCAUCAUCGUCGAGCGCGAAUGAGCCGUAAUGCGUCUUUGAUCUUUUUAUUCGCUAAAAGCCCUUUAACUUACGUUUAUUUUUAUCACUCAAAAACAAAGUCACAACGCUGUGCGUUACAAAGCACAGUGUGUUUUAUCUCGCGACGUAAAUGUCUUCCUGUCAAUAAAUGCAAUUACCAUUAUUUGACGUAAUAUUAAUUAUGUAUCUAAUGGAUAUUAUUCUUCUUUUCCGACACACGCGCACAAGUCCCUCAAUUUUAAUUUUGUUCAAGAUUUCUUAUUGAAAUUAAACGCGAGAUUUUCGUAUUCUUUAUUGUAUACAUGUAUAAUAUGCAAUAAUUUUCUUCUCUGUUGUUCCUAAAAAAAUUGAUGUGAUUUACGUAAUUAUAUUCCUGUUUUGUAAUCUCACAUAUGUAAUUAAUAAAG
Linepithema humile (Argentine ant) is the source of this 5297-nucleotide messenger RNA. The record is from RefSeq and is a predicted model, not a curated record. Lineage: Eukaryota; Metazoa; Arthropoda; Insecta; Hymenoptera; Formicidae.